Trichosurus vulpecula (common brushtail) is the source of this 7580-nucleotide messenger RNA. RefSeq names its product podocalyxin like (gene PODXL). The transcript has 8 exons. NCBI's taxonomy places the organism in Eukaryota, Metazoa, Chordata, Mammalia, Diprotodontia, Phalangeridae. The coding region runs from base 335 to 1867 and encodes 510 amino acids. The record is from RefSeq and is a predicted model, not a curated record. Gene Ontology annotation, biological process: cell migration; regulation of microvillus assembly; negative regulation of cell-cell adhesion. Gene Ontology annotation, cellular component: microvillus membrane; apical plasma membrane.
ACUGCCCACCCCACCUCGGACACGGCGGCAGUCAGUUCCCUCGGGCUCCUCGCCGGCUGCAAGCUCAGCGCUCGGACUGCGCUGCGCGCCCAGCCCCGGCUCUGCGGCAGCAGGAGGAGGAGCAGCAGGAGCAGCGGAGAGCGGGGCCCGCUGAGCAGUCGCUGAGAGCGAGACGCGCGGCCCCCGGCCCGGGGACCCAGAGCAGCCGCGCCACCGACCGCGCCGUGCACGGCCGCGGCGGAGUCCGGACCGCGCUCCCCAAUUCCGGGACCGGAGCCUGUCCGGCACAACUCCCGCAGCCACCUGCUUCGGAGGCCCCGGCUGCGAGGACAGGAUGCGCGGGGCGCCGCUACCGCCGCUGCUGCUGGUGCUGCUGAUGCUGCCCGGUGGAUGGGGAAAUGGGGCAGCAGCACCCACAACAGUUGCGGACACCACCACCUCUGCUGGAAGCACCCAGAGGGCAAGCACUCCAGGAAUCAGCACAUCUCUGAACACGAUUCCCACACAGCCAACUGACCCUACAGAAACCAAGAAGAUGACUAGCACUAACCUCACAGCGGCUGCUUUACCCCAAACUCAAAGUUCGCCCUCUUCCGAACCCCCCACGAGGGCCAAUACAGUAGAGACAGCACAGACCACUGUAGCCCCUUCGACUGUAAGUACAACCUCGGAGCCUAUCAAGAAGACCACAUUGGCAUCCGCUGCAGUCCCCGAUGCUUUGGGAACCCAGACGUCCAUUUCGCCAACACAGGUGAUGAAAUCUUCACCUUCACCAUCAGCAGUAACUAAGGACCAGGGGAAUGAUACCACACAGACCACCUCGAGUAUCAUCACUCCAUCCUCCAGCGUCACUGGGAGUUCACCUCGUCUGACCAGCCUCAUCCCUUCCACUUCCGUGCCAGCAACCUUUCCUUCCGCUACCUCACCAGAGACCAACAGCUUAACUCCCAGUACUCAACCAACUAUAGCUACCUCUGAGGCUACAACUUCAGAGACCUCUAACUACACAGCUUCAAAUACCUCUGAGAGCACAGCUUCAGUUCCCUCUGAGAGCACAACUUCAGACACCUCUGGGAUGAUCCCUAGCAGGUCAACUUCAGUCGACUCUGAGAAUCCUACCUCCUCACUCACUAGCCCCUCUUCUUCUCAUCACCAGCCGCCUGCUAUGACAACCUCUGAGUUUGAAAUUUUCUCACCCAUACCCAACAAGAUAACGUGUCACGAUGACAGCCAUAUAACAGAGAAUCUGCUUAUUCUGAAGAUGACCAACUUCAGCAUCUGUGAUGGUGUCAAGGACUCCCGUAACCAUCCCCUCUACACGGCACUGUGCCGAGCAGGAAAGGCCAACUUCAACAAGGACAGGGAUCUGUGUCACGUGCAACUGGUCUCCCAGCCAGAGAAGCAAGAAGUGGCAGUCCUCAAUGUCUCUGUACAAACACACCUUCAGCCCAAGGAGCUAUAUGAAGUAUUGAAGAAAAGAUGGGAUGAUUUGAAAGCGUUGGGAGUUAGUAACAUGACGUACGGAAAGGAAAGUCUGGACAAGGAUGUGGAAGACCGCUUCAGCAUGCCUCUCAUCAUUACUAUUGUUUGCAUGGCAGCCUUCCUCCUCCUCGUGGCUGCCCUUUAUGGCUGUUUCCACCAGCGCUUUACUCAGCGUAAGGACCAGCAACGCCUGACGGAGGAACUGCAGACUGUGGAGAAUGGUUACCAUGACAACCCAACCCUGGAAGUGAUGGAGACUUCCUCUGAGAUGCAGGAGAAGAAAGUGGCCAAUCUCAAUGGUGAGCUGGGGGACAGCUGGAUCGUCCCACUUGACAACCUGACCAAGGAUGAUCUGGACCAGGAAGAGGAGGAUACACACCUGUAAGGCCACAUAUCUGCCAGCUCUGACCACUACCGUGCGACUCUUGAGACUUGAUCACCCAAAGUGCCACUUGAGUAGGGGGAGGAAAAUCAACCUCCUCCCCACCUUGAGAGAGACAUAAGUAGGGAAAGAAACAAGGAGGGAGCAGAUGCCUACGUGCAGGGUCGUGGGUCUCCUUCUUCCCCACCCCACCUCAUCUCAAGGAGGCUUUAACUUUUUCAUUUUCUAGCCAAUGGGAACAAUUCAUCUUAAGAAGUUAGAAGAGGGCAAAGGCGGGAUGGGAAAAUGGCCGCGCAGUUUCCUCUGGAACUGUCUUGGAUUUUGUGGUUAGGACAGCUAGAAAGAUGCAAUGGAAAGCAAAGCUGGUGGCAGUUUAUAUCCAUUUGGAGACCUGAUUCCUAGCCUUUUCUCCCCUUCUCAGGAGCAAAGCUAUUUGUCAUCCUUUCUUAGCUUCCCAGGGGCCUCCUGGCAAGGGCACAGAUCACCCCUUGCCUUGAACGACUUACUGUAAGCAAAAUUCUGAUUUCCUUGUUCACCUGUUUGGUGAGGUGGAGAUUUUACUGCCAGACCCAAGUGUGAAUUGUUCCUGCUCAAGGAAUCCAUCCAGAGGUGAGGCAGGAUUAAAACUUCCUGAAUUGACAUACUGGCUGGCAGGAAGCUUUGGCACUCAGCACUGUUCUCUCAACUCACUCCUUGCUGUUAAGAUACUGUUUAGAGUGGGUCCAGGGGAAGAGAUCUGCCUGCUUCAUAUCCAGCUAACACCUCUCAACUCCCCUGACGCCAUGGAGGACAUCAUACUCUCUGAUCUGCACAUAUUACCUGUUCGGGAGAAAGGAUCCCAGAACCCACGUGGCCCCUCCCUCCCACCACUGAAGUAGAAGCUGCUUUUUGGGACAAAGCCCCCCACUCCUGAGGAUCAUCUGGCAGCACGGUGUCUUAAAAUAGACAAUCAAUGCAGCAGGAAAGGGUAGGAUCCACCCAACCCUACAUGUGAAACUCAGGGACUGACCGAGUUGCUGGGAAUUAUUUAUGAAGGAGGGAGAGCAGGUGGCAGACCCUCACCUCUUCCCUCACAAACACACAACCCCAAGAUCAAACUGUCCAGCCUUCUGUGUCCGUCGGGUAUCAUGAGCCGUCCACGUUUCAUCUUCUGACCAUUCUUGUCCAUGUUCUUCUCUGGAGAUUUCCUACAAAGGAUCUAAUUAGUGGGUUAGCAGCCUUGCUCUCCCCACCCCGUUAUCUUUGCUCUUCUUAUUUGCCUAGCCCACCCUCUUUCCCCAUCACACAUAGCUCAUGCUACCCCUGGGUCACUGUUGGAUGGUGACCAUAUAGCUCAUUUAUGCUUACCAGGCACCUAAGUAGUGAGUCACACUAAAAGACUUAUUUCAAUCCAGUCCUUUAAAGACAGUACACGUGUAGAUAGGGAUACAAGUAAGGGCAUCUGGGGUGGUUGUAUACUCAGAAAUCCAUGAUGCUGGCAAAACCUAUCUAUUGAAAAAGAUGGCUUUUAAAAAAACAUAGUCAUUCAAAAGUUGCCAAAAAUGGCAGCUUUUAUUCAUGUCACCUUCUUGCUAGCCUCUGAUAACUCUGGAGCAAGUCAGUGGGAAUAUUGGUACUUAAAACUGGCUCAUUUUGGGGAAUUCCGGGGACUUUUCACUUGGGGCACAUCUCAAAACUGACUUCAGGUUUCCAUUACUGAUUGUAGCUUUUAGCCUCAAUUUAUGGACUUUUAGGAAGAAAGUAAACAUUGAGGAUCAGGUGGACUUAAGCACCCUGGACCUGGCCUGGAAUAUGGUCACAUAGUCUAAAAAUUUAGUUGGAAAAUUUCACAUGUGCUAGUUAUUAUUAAUGUUAUUUUCUAAGUUUGCUAAGUCUUAGGGAGGCUGCAGUCCAGGUUCUGGAAAAGUGGCAGAUGUUGGUUCUUGGGGUUUAGCAGCACCCAUCCCUGGGAAGCAGUAAUUAAUAUUCAGUACUUAUGUUUGGAUUCAAACCUAUUCUCGCCAUUUGGAUGUUCUGCUCCAGUUUUCCUGUAGUGCCACUGGGGGGGCGGGGCGGGUUUCAGAAUUGCCCCCUGGCUGCCCCAAUUUAAACCACUCCAGGUCAUCAGAAAUCAAUUUUGGCCAGCGCAUUUCCUGAGCUGCCAGCCUGGGGCCAGCUAGUAGCAGGGAGGACGAGAGGCUUCUUAGGGAACUGUACUACAGCAGGCUUACCAUCUUAUUUUCUUGAAGUCUGCAGGAGUUUGGCAUGGAGUUUGCACCUGUGCCCAAGGCCCCCAAAUGCUAGUAGGACCUCUGGAAGUAGUUGUCUCUCAGGCUCCAGGAAGCAGCUGUUUGAGUGCCUUUUGUGGCAUUGAUGUGAGCUGGUAGUCUUUUAAGUGCCUCUUUGUCCAGGAGGCAGCAGGCCAAUUUUUUACAGGUUUGACUCGGGUCCAUUUGAACACUAAUUACCCAGAGGAUGUGUCAGCAUCCUCUGAUGGAGGAUAUCAGAGUUCUGGUAGAAUUCACCUCUUUAGGGUAGGCUUUAUUUUUUUAAAUGCUAGACUCGUGAUUGCCUUUGGAGUAGAGAAUUCCUGGUCAAGAUUUUUAGGCAGAUAAGCGAUUGCCCUGUAACUUGGAGGUCAAGUGAAUUGUUCAGCACCCAAACAGUCAACACUUGACUCUGUCGGGAUUUGAACAUAGGUCUUGAUUCUGAGGCUGGCUUUCUAGCCACUGCUAAAGUUGCUUCUCUUGGGUUACUAAAUUUAAAGGGUCCAAAGUACAAACUUCUCGGCCCCAGAACUGCCUCCAUAAUUACCUCUGACAAUAAGUUGGGACAACUCCAGGCCCAAAAGGGCCUUUCCACCCAGAUUUGGCUCUCAGGCUCUAGAGCUCUUAUGGGCACUUUGAGCAAGUCCAGAUUUAGAGGGAUGUUAAGCUAGCAUCCCUCAUUUACACACAACCACAUGACUUUUACAUUGCUUUCGUUUGGACUAUUAGAUCGUAGAAACAAAGAAAGGAGAUGUAUUUUGAUCCAGAAUGAAGGGGUCUCCUCCUUCAUGCCCAGUAUUAAGGCUUUUACUGACCUUCUUGCUCUUUUUCAAAUGCCCAUGCCUUAUUCAUGGGUGAAAAAACUUAGUCUGUAUUCUCCUCUGUUGCUUAUUUCUGCUGCCUUUAACCUAGGCAUGGCUGUAUUCUCCCAGGCAGAAAGACCAAGCAGAGGAAGCCUUGUGUCGGGGGCCAUAGUUAGCUUCUUUAGUUGCAACACAUCCUAAGAGGCAAGAGCAGUCGAAGCCCAGACUGAGAUAAUUCAGGUUAUAACUGUUCUGAAGAAGUUUUGGGAGGCUGAAUACGUACCUUCUCAAUCAUAGCUACCUUUUGGAAAUUCCCCAGAAGUCUUUUAUCUCAUAGUAUUAUAUGUACCUAGGGCAUAAAACAUAGUACAUUCUGACCCUCACACUACCCACCCUCCAUUGAGACAGUUGGGUGGUUACCACCCCUCAAAAUCUCAGUUAUUGGUUGGAAGAAUAUAGUUCAAGUGAGCAUGGGUCCUCAAAAAGGCCAUGCUAAGGAGGAAUUUUGAACUUCCAUUUUUUAAAAAUAAAAAUUUUAUCUAUAUCUUUUGUUUUUACAUUGCCUCAAUUUUCCUCUGGAUCUUCCCCCUCCCUUCCUUUUCCUAUAAUCUGUCUUGUAACAAAGAAUUCUUUUUUCUUUUUAAGAAAAAAGAAACUUGGCAGAUGACAGGUUUCCGGAGGCUGCCUGAUAAUUGAGCUAGAUGUCAUGAACCAACACCCACUGAACAAGCCACCAGCUGCCAUCAAACCCAGCCUCAGCAAGUAAACUGGGGGGAGCACUGACAGAUCAUUAAAUAGAAAUACAGAACUUUCCUUCCCAUUUAAAGGAAGGAAAUGAUGCCAUUAUAAGUAAUUCAGGAUAAUACACAGGUUUGAUCUCUAGAAAAGGGUUUUUCUUGAUCUCUGCCCUACCACAAGUGAAGUCUGAAGCAGACGUAUUAUUUAGAAUCUCCAAAUCCUUGAUCUUCUUAAUUGUGCUCUGGAUGCAAUUUGGAAAAAAAAAGUCCAUGGUAUACAUACGUAUUUUUUGAAGAUACAUAUAUAGGACUAUCACACAUUAAACUCUGACUUGCUGUAAGAAUAUACUUUUGGAAAUGGUCAUAAAUUAAAAAAAUUUAAAACAGUGCAUUGGGCCCGAUCCAGCAUUCAUUCUGGACCCCCAAGAACAGGUUUUUUUUACCUCCCAUUUCUCAUCUAUGGCAUGCACAAAGGGACUAUCGAUGAAGGAGGAAAGUCAGUGUAUACUGUCUGGUGAGUCUAGUUUUUCAAGUGAUGAAACUGAGGCUUAAAAGAAGUAGUUACUUGUCAUGGAGGGCCACAGACCUCCUUACUGGCAGAAACUGGACUAGAAUUUUGUGUCUUGAUUCCAGAUCAGUUAUUUUAGCACUUACAUAUACAUGCCUCAUUGGCCUGAAGGCAUGAAAUCCUCUUCCCAUUCUCACUUGAAACCUCUGGAUCAGUGUUGGCUUAGAAGCUUUCAGGUCAGCUGUGCACCAGGGAAAACUUCUUUCUAAAUGCAAAGACAAUGUAUCUUUUCCAAACAACACCAGUAAUAGGCUUCCUGCUCCAUAUCUGAGGAAUACAAAUUUCCUUUUGAAAAAGCAAAUCACAAAGAGCUUGGUCUCAGACUCACAUAAGUUGGUUGUGACCAGCUAGUAGGAUAGCAGGGUUUCUGGAACACAGGAGUCUCCCAGGGUCUCCUGCCUCUCUACCUUGGGAUUGGUUUAGCCGCUAAACUUCAGCAUCUUCCAGCAAAGCUCCAUCCCAAACAAGAUUUCCACCUGAUCCUUAGGUAUAUGCUUCAGACUUGAUAUGGUCCAGUCAUUUGCCCACUGUGAGUGGUUGGCCUUGUGGAUCACCACUUUGAAUCCCAAAUCUUUUGAAUUUUGUAUAAAUACAUUUACCAGGUGCUGAUCCAUCUGAAAUAAAUUGUUAAUAAUUUCUCUAGAUCUGUUUCCAAGGGAAUCUUCUGAGACUGGCCCAUUUUGUUUGCAUCUUUAGAGAAUGAGGGCAGAACAGAGUGUGACUGCUAUGUUUGGGGAAGGGAGGAGAGAGGAAGGGAAGGCUAAGCACAGAUUCAAGAGGGCACAAAGAUAGGAGGACACCAGUUGCUGCCUUCUGGCUCCCUCGUGAAUUGCAAUCCCUAGAUCACAGGCCUGAGACUAAAAGGAACAAAAUGCUCGAUUAGUUAGAGUUUAGGCACUCAUGGUUGACACCUUUAGAAAUUCUGGAAUUUGAAAUAGCAAAUUUUUUCAGAUGUCUCUUGGGUGGUGUUGGGAUUCUUUAAAACCACUCUUAUAAUUGCACAUGGAAAAAAGUCCCUUUCAGGUCCAGGAUUUUUGUUUGCUGGGUUAGAAAUGGGUGGGGGUGAAGAGAGGAGUUGAAGCAUUCCCUACUUUUCUCACUUGGCAUAUCCACUUUAGAAUACAUCAGGCCCAGACACAAAACUAUUAAGGGAAUACGUUCUAAGGGGCCUUAAAAAAAAUUGCUAUCUACACUAUCAGGAUGGUUCUCCUGGCUGCUGUUGCUGAGCAGGAACAGAUGUCUAAAGUACACUGGAAUUUACUGAGAAACUGGAUUGUAGAGAUUAUGGUGAAUUCUUUCAUUUUCCUACAAAACUAUAUUUUGGAAAACUUUAUGCUGUCAAUUAAAGUUCUUUUGUGUAAA